AAGACGUUAUGGCUCAAGCGAUGCCGUCUCUAGUGCUCAGACCAGCUUGCGCAAGGAGUGCAGCGUCUGAUGAGUCUUGGCAAGGAGCUGUCGGCGUGGCGCAGCCUGGCCCCCGCGUAUCCUGGGAGGCGUACCAGGCCACUGGAGAACACCAGGGGUGCCCUGAAGCAGCGCCUCUUUCGGAAGUGCGACAAGGACGGCGACGGUUUUCUCAACAAGUCCGAGCUGCGGAUGUUCGUCGAAUACGUAGGCUUCGAGGGUUCCGACAAAGAGUGGACCAAGGAGUACGAGCUGCUCUGCUCUGACCACUGCCUCGAUCGGGCGAGGGGGAUGACCAUGGGGGCAUUCCUGAGCGCCCUGGACGACACGUCGGAGAAGGGGUUGCACUGCUCCGAUUCGGAGAUCUGCCUGCUGCUCGGGAUAGAGCACACGCCUUCCAAGACUGGUGCUGACCAAGACGAGGGUGAAGGGAAUGAUGAGUUCACCCAUGUCUUCUUCGCUGGGGCGAACUUCAGUACUACGGGGCCUGUGCUCAAAUCUAUCUUUGAAGAGAUUGGCAGAGUUGAAGAUUUCUCGCUUUUCCGUUUCCAAGAUGGAAAGUCAAUGGGCAUGGGCCGGGUCAAGUAUGCCUCGCACGAGGAGGCACGGAGGGCAAUGACCACCCUUCACAAUCGCGAGGUCGAUGGGCGAGCACUAAUGUUGCAGGAAGACCCGCGCGUGGAUAGCGACGAGGAGCCCGGGUCCGACGAGCGGAAGAGCAGCGCGGAGGCCUGGCCGGCCAAUCAGAAUGGUAGGGACAGGGCGUCGGGCAACAAAGGUACAGGCAAUGGUGCAGGCAAGGGCAAACACAUGGGCAGUGAAGGUGGCAAGGUGAAUUCCGACCAGGGCUGGUAUGAGGGCGGGCGGCCCACCAGAGCACACAAAGGAGACAGGGAUAACAGCGACGGCAGGACAAUCUUUUUUGCUGGUGCGUCCCCCGAUUCCUCCGAGGCCUUUUUGCGGAGUCACUUCCAGGGAGUUGGUAAAGUUAUUAAGUUUCGGCUGUUUGCUGAUCCGCCAGGGCACUCACGGGGCAUGGGCGUGGCUCAGUAUCUGACAGCGGGGGAAGCCACCAAAGCGGUCGAGCGCCUUUCAGGCUCUAUGAUGGGCGGUCACACGGUUCUGGUUAAGAUCGACAGAAAGGGCUACCUCGACCAUGCCAGACAACAGAGCGAAGGCUACCAAGAAUGGGAUAGCGGUUGGGAGUGCGGCACGGGUUUUAACAGCUACAGCGGUUGGAAGGGAGGAUAUGACGGCGGCUGGAAGAGCGGCUGGGAGGGCGGCUACGGAGGUGGUCCAAUCGGCGGCAAAGCGGACAUCUACAGCGGCUGGGAGAGCGGCCAGAAGCACGGUGGCCGGAAGAAUGGCGGCCGGGAUAAAGGGGGCAAACGGAAUGGCGGACGGGGGGAAGGUGGUUGGGAAGACAGCUAUCACGGCGGCGAGGAGGACAGCCAGAAUUGCGGCCCAGCGAGCGAUGGGAAUACGGGCAAAGGCUCUGGCAAAGGUGGCUCGAAGGAGGUUAAGUACACGACACAGAGUGUCAACGUGUGGUGUGAGGUCAAGCGCGAAGGGUGGCACAAGUCCACCCGCGUCUUCUUCUCUGGCGCGCCUGUGAAGAUGGCGCGGGCCGCGGUGCAGCAGCACUUCGCCGAGUUCGGGGUGGUCAAGUCGCUCACGAUCUUCAAAAAGGGCAAAACAUCUCGGGGCAUGGGCGUGUGCUGCUACCAGGGAGCGAACGCCGCCGAAGCGGCGAUAAACUACGGUGUCGUCAUCGAUGGGAAGCCUCUCCAUCUGCAGCAGCUUCGGCGGCACCAAAGGAAGGAUGGCUGGGACCAGGACCAGGAUUUGAAUCCCAACACGUCUGUCUUCUUCAGGGACGCUCCCUGCGAGACCGCCGAGAAGUUCCUUGAAGAGAAAUUUGGGAACGUCGGGGAGAUCAGGAACUUCAUUCUCUUUACAUCGCCAGACGGGAAGUCCCGAGGGAUGGGCGUCGUCGAGUAUUCCACAGCAGAGAGCGCAGAGCGCGCGUACAACGAAAUCCACGAGACGACCGUGAGCGGGAAGACGAUUCACGUUGACUAUUUCUCUUUCUAGUAAUGCGCGGGCCCAAUUCAAGCCUCCUGCUUCGGGCCGGAGCACUGAGUCGGAGUCAACUGGGGAUGGCGGGAGGGGGGGCGCGAAAUUUGCUGCUUGCAGCUGGUUUCGGCCCCGCCGCGGUGCACGCUCCUCGAUACAUGGUCGCUCCUGGCGCUGGGAGACGCCGGGAAAACCAGCUGCGUGAGCUGACUUGCUGACCUCCCCUUUGCCAUCCCCCCCUUCCCGUCGGCCCCGAGAGCAGAU
Messenger RNA from Prorocentrum cordatum, 2379 nucleotides. NCBI's taxonomy places the organism in Eukaryota, Dinophyceae, Prorocentrales, Prorocentraceae. The record is from the annotation of a GenBank genome assembly.